Molecule: messenger RNA, 1444 nt
Organism: Panicum virgatum (switchgrass)
Lineage: Eukaryota; Viridiplantae; Streptophyta; Magnoliopsida; Poales; Poaceae
Product: thaumatin-like protein 1b
Exons: 2
Coding region: 332-1147 (271 amino acids)
Biological process (GO): defense response
Cellular component (GO): extracellular region
Source: RefSeq, a predicted model, not a curated record
GCCCAUGCCAAGCGUGAGGGCCCAAUAUAAAUUCGCCGAAAAGGUGGAAACUUUUUCUCGAUCUGUUGCAAUGCAUGCCUUUUUCUCCCCUCCACGCAUUCUUCUAUCCGGCGGCCUAUCUAUAUCUAAGCUGCAACCACCGUACCGUACAUGAGGCCAGGCUUCUUGAUUUUACUUGCUAUAUAUAAUUAUAUAUAUACGUCUAAGUAUCUGCCAUAUACGUCCAAAUAUCGGCAGAUACUUAUAUAUAUAGAUCUAUAUAUAUGUUGCUUGUGCGCUUGUGAUUGUUCCUUGUGAGAUCCAUCUAGGUUUCUUGUGCCUGCUAGCUACCAUGGCGGUAGCUCACCUUCUUCUCCAACACUCCGUUGCCAAUGCUGCUAGGAACAGGGUGGUUCCUCCUGCCAUUCUCCUGAUUCUUCAGCUUCUUUGCGGAGCGCUGGGCGCUGACGGCGCGACGUCGUUCCGCUUCACCAACGCCUGCCAUAACCCGGUGUGGGUGGGCGCGCUCCACGGCGCGAGCUCGCCGCCGCUCGCGCGCUCCGGCUUCUACCUGGCGCCGUCGGCCACGUCCCACCUCGACGCGCCGUCGUCCGGGAGCUGGUCGGGCACGUUCUGGGCGCGCACGGGCUGCGCCGUGGACUCCGCCACGGGCCGCUUCUCCUGCGCCACGGCGGACUGCGGCACGGGCGACGUUGCCUGCGAGGGCCGCGGGCCGGCGCCGCCCGUCUCGCUCGUGGAGGUCACCCUCGCCGCGCCGGGCAGCGGCGGGCAGGACUUCUACGACGUGAGCCUCGUCGACGGGUUCAACGUGCCGGUGCGCGUGGCGCCCUCAGGCGGCGGCGGGGACUGCCGGCCGGCGGCGUGCGCGGGGGACGUGAACGCCAUGUGCCCCGCGGACCUCCGCGUCGUGGCCGCGUCCGGCGGUGGCGUCGUAGCGUGCAAGAGCGCCUGCAACGCCUACGGCAGCGCGCGCUACUGCUGCACGGGGCAGUACGGCACGCCGGCGGCGUGCGGGCCCACCAGCUACUCGCAGGUCUUCAAGAGCGCCUGCCCGGCGGCGUACAGCUACGCCUACGACGACGCCAGCAGCACCUUCACGUGCUCCGGCGCCUCCAGCUAUGACGUCACCUUCUGCCCUGGGAGUUAAUUAUCAAAGUGAUGACCAGAGUGAAAAAGAAAAAUUGGUCAAGGAAGAUGAGGUUUAAUUUGGAGAUUAUAUUCCUUGAUAUGUUGGUAAUAAUAAUUGAAGAGCUAGCAGUGUUUAGAGCCAGACUAGAUAUUUCUUUCAAAACUUCCUACAUAUGGUGGUGCUUCGAGCACGAAUGAAGUCAGUAGGAGUACAAGCAAUAAGAUGUUGAUAUGCACAGAAGGUAACACACAAAACACAUACUGAUUUAAUUUAUUCAAUACAUACUCUUCAUGAAAAGGAGGUGGUUCAACGAUA